Messenger RNA from Helobdella robusta, 1979 nucleotides. RefSeq lists its product as hypothetical. The transcript is spliced from 15 exons. Gene Ontology annotation, molecular function: syntaxin binding. NCBI's taxonomy places the organism in Eukaryota, Metazoa, Annelida, Clitellata, Rhynchobdellida, Glossiphoniidae. The coding region runs from base 1 to 1809 and encodes 602 amino acids. Gene Ontology annotation, cellular component: GARP complex. Gene Ontology annotation, biological process: Golgi to vacuole transport; endocytic recycling; lysosomal transport. The record is from RefSeq and is a predicted model, not a curated record.
AUGACAUUUCAGGUCAUGGAGCAAAUGUUGACGGGCUUCCAAUCAGAUUUGAGCAGCAUCAGUCACGAGAUUAAAGCACUGCAAGACCAAUCCGUGCAGAUGAAUAUUAAAUUAAAAAACCAGCAGGCAGUGAAGGGGGAGUUGAGUCAGUUUGUCGAUGAGAUGGUUGUCAAUGAAAAUAUGAUUAGAAUCAUCAUGGACAGUCAGGUGACUGAUCGAUCAUUCCUUGAACAGUUGCACGAGUUGAACCACAAAUUGAAAUUCGUGAAGCAGCAAUCGACAAACAGCGCAAAAUCCUGCUCUGACGUCAUUGACAUUCUCGAAAAACUCAAGUUCAAGGUCGUGUGUGGUCAUCUUCCUCGUCAUCAUCUCCAGAAGAUAAGAGAGUUCUUUCUCCAGAAAAUCAACCAGUUCCGAAAACCGAUGACCAACUACCAUGUGCCCCAGAAUGCCCUCCUCAAAUUUAGAUUCUUCAACGAAUUCCUAAUGUCUCACGAACGUAACGUAUCGAAAGAAAUACGCGAUGAGUACCUGGACACAAUGAGUAAGGUCUACUGGUCCUACUUCAAGGGAUACGCCACCAGGGUCAUGAAACUGCAGUUCGAAGAAGUCGCCGACAAGGAUGACAUGAUGGCCGCCGAAGAUCCUUCGUUAAAAAAUCGUUCGACCAUCUUCAGCAUUGGAAAUCGAGGAAACAUCUUGAACAGUGCCGAACUUGAAGGACCCGUCAUCGUAGCCCACUCCACUAACAAGUAUCCUUACGAAAGUUUGUUCCGCAGUCACCAGUACGCACUGUUGGACAAUUGUUGCCGCGAAUUUUUCUUCAUCAGCGAUUUCUUCGUGAUGUCGUCAUCGUCGUCAUCGUCGUCGUCACUGGAGCUGUUUAAUCUCAUCUUCGCUAAGACACUGUCGUUCUUUGUUAAGCAAACUGAAUCGUACGUCGGCGAUUGCCACGACUCCAUAGCCAUCUUCUUAUGCAUGCAAAUCGUUCACAAGUUCAAGGCCAUUAUGCAGAUGAGGGGAGCACCGGUGCUCGACAAGUAUUAUACAACUCUGCAUAAAAUUAUGGAGCCUAGAUUUGAACAGCUCCUGCUCAUGAAUAUUCAAUCAGUCAAGGAAUGUGAUCCACAUAAGAUGGGUCACAUCGACGUCAGACCUCAUUAUAUAACGCGACGAUUCGCUGAAUUUACAUCAGCCGUGGUUGGCUUCAGUGAGGCACCAAUGAAUGAAAGGACUCAAAUGCUGCUGAUGCAACUGCAAAGUGAGAUUGACAACUUAUUAUUGAAGAUGGCGACGAACUUCAGCAACAACAAACAACAACUCGUCUUCCUCAUCAACAAUUAUGACAUCAUCAUCAGCGUUGUUGCGGAGCGAACGACAGACCCAAACAGCAAAGAGUGCCACCACUUCAAAGAUCAUAUCCUAAGAAAGACUCAAGAAUAUGUCGAAGAAGUUCUCCUAACUUAUUUCCGCGGCAUCAUCACUUUUGUUAAAGAUUUCGAACUCAAAGACGGUGUCCUCGAUUGUUCAGCUGCUGAUGAAAAACGCGUGGUUCAGCUGGUUCGCGGGUUCAACAGCGAAUGGAAGAAGUCAAUUGAUUCAAUCAACCAGGAGAUCAUGAGGACCUUCUCAAAUUUUAAGAAUGGAACUCAGAUACUGCAGGCAACACUAACUCAACUGAUCCAGUACUACCACUUGUUUCAUAAAGUUCUGUCACAGAGACCUUUUGCAUCAUAUCCAGUGAGAGGAGAGCUCAUUAACAUUCACAAUGUCAUGGUCGAAGUCAAGAAAUACAAGCCAAAUUUUUGACUUUUAAUACUUUAUUUUAGUUGAUCACAGAAAAUAUUAUUUUUUUUUAUUUAUGCAUUAUUCAAAUUUAAAAUAAUUGCAAAUUGUCUUCAAUUCAAUUGUACAAAAAAAUGCAUGGUUAAUUUAAAAAUUGAUAAAAAAUUAUUUUGUAUGGUAAAAAAAAAAAAAAA